GAUCUAUCAUCAGGAAUGAGUCAACAAACAUUUGCGAGGUUAUUAACAUUUGAGAAGGGUUGUCAAUUUUGUAAAACUGAAGAGAAACUGUUGACAAUCUAUUGGAUUCCUGGUGUUCACUCUUGCAAUGACUGCAUGUUCUCGGAAUUUUUAG
Dentiscutata heterogama is the source of this 154-nucleotide messenger RNA. Lineage: Eukaryota; Fungi; Glomeromycota; Glomeromycetes; Diversisporales; Gigasporaceae. The record is from the annotation of a GenBank genome assembly.